This is a messenger RNA of Glarea lozoyensis ATCC 20868, 654 nucleotides long. RefSeq lists its product as uncharacterized. The record is from RefSeq and is a predicted model, not a curated record. Lineage: Eukaryota; Fungi; Ascomycota; Leotiomycetes; Helotiales; Helotiaceae. Bases 1 to 654 code for a protein of 217 amino acids. The transcript has a single exon.
AUGGCCACCGUUACUACCAAGCCAAAGCUCACCCAGCUCGAGACCCCGUUAACCUCAACCUUCCCCUCGGAGCUCUCUGGACCCUCAGCGCUUUCGGCAAGAAGCCCUUUGCCUGGCUAUGCCGACUUCAUCAAGCAAGAAGAGUUCAUCAAGACUCCCAUCACCCCUCCAGCCGCGUAUACAGACUUCCUCAAGGGCAUGAACAGCCCCGCGCUUGGGGAAAAGUCUGGACGAACAACACCUACCUCUGCCCCUUCAACCGGCUCGAGUGAUCACAGCGAUUGCUCGUGUGCUUGCGAAACUCACAAGUCGCCUACUACCACCACACCAAGUAAUUUCACCUUCCCAACAUCUGCUCCAUCAACUGCUAGACUUGGGCGCUUACGGAUACCACCAUCUCCAGCCUUCUCACCCACCGCCGAGUCACCACGAAGCGCAUCACUAAGAUCACCAUUCUCCGCGAGAAGUGCGCGAUCGCCUUAUGACUGGGACCUCAAGAGCGCAAAGGGAAGAUAUUUCGAUGUCAAAUCACCAGGCAAAGGUUCCCGAGCCAGUGUGCGUCAGGUCAGAGAGAUAGUCACCAGGACUGUCACAUAUACACAUACCCCCGUAAUGAGCCCGGCGCCCAAGGGAAAGAGGAGAAAGGUUGAAUAG